UCUAGCGUGUCGUUUAAUUGUUAACGCAGAGCGGUUUCUCACUGUGCUAAAGUUGGUGUUUAGCACGCAUGCCCUGUGCUGAACGAGUCUUUCUGUCCGGCCCAAAGUCACAUCUGAGGAUGUGCGAGAAAAUAUCCGGUUGCAACUGACAGGCAGCGGCAGCCGGAGCGCUAAAAGCGGCGUCUUCCCACGGGACCGCCUCACCUCCUGCGAGCGAGCGCGCAGAGUUUGCGCGAAAAAAAAAAAAGCCACGUUACGACUUAAUAACGCAGCCGCGAAAUUAUAGCAUGGGCCAGCUAUGUUGUCCAGAAAAGGACUCAUUCCCGAGGAUUAUCUGCUGACCCGCUUGGCGGAGAAUGUGUUGCAGCCCAAAUUCAAGGCUAAACAGCGGAAAGCGCGAUUCGUCGCCAAGAACGGAACGUGCAACGUCGCGCACACGAACAUCCGCGAACAAGGACGCUUUCUCCAGGACGUCUUCACUACUCUAGUGGACCUAAAAUGGCUUCACACGCUCCUGAUCUUCACCAUGUCGUUCCUGUGCAGUUGGCUCUUGUUUGGGAUGAUCUGGUGGCUCAUCGCGUUCGCGCACGGAGAUCUGGAAGCGAAAGGGGACGACUUUGUGCCGUGCGUAACAGACAUCCACUCGUUCUCCUCCGCCUUUCUGUUCUCCAUCGAAGUCCAGGUGACCAUCGGUUUUGGAGGGCGGAUGAUCACGGAGGAGUGCGUGUCGGCCAUCGUGAUACUGAUCAUCCAAAACAUCGUCGGUCUGGUGAUCAAUGCCAUCAUGCUGGGAUGCAUCUUCAUGAAAACAGCGCAAGCAAACCGACGCGCGGAGACGCUCAUCUUCAGCAAGCACGCGGUUAUCACCGUCAGAAACAACAAGUUGUGCUUCAUGUUUCGCCUCGGGGACCUGAGGAAGAGCAUGAUCAUCAGUGCCACCGUGCACGUGCAGGUGGUGCGCAAAACCGUCACCAACGAAGGCGAGAUCGUGCCUUUGCACCAGAUAGACAUCCAGAUGGACAACCCGGUGGGCACCAACAGCAUCUUCCUGGUGUCUCCGCUCAUCAUCAGUCACGUUAUUGAUAAAAACAGCCCUCUGUAUGAUUUAUCGGCGGCGGAUCUGCAGCACGAGGAUAUCGAGGUGGUCGUCAUACUGGAGGGGGUGGUGGAGACCACCGGCAUCACCACCCAAGCGCGGACCUCAUACCUGUCCGAGGAGAUCCUGUGGGGCCAGAGGUUCGUGUCUACGGUGUCCGAGGAGGAUGGGAUGUACGCCGUGGACUACUCGAAGUUCGGAAACACCGUGAAAGUGGCGACGCCGAGCUGCAGCGCGCGCGCUCUGGAUGAGGCGGGAGGGAUGGAGAGCGGCGCGUCAGUGAGGAGGAGAAUCAGACAUCAAAACACCAAAGUACUGUGAAUGUACUCUGUCAUUAACCUCCUGAGACCCAACGAAACUGUAUACAUAUAUAUAUAUAUAUAUAUAAUAUUAAGUAACCUUUAACACAUACACACACACACACACACUCUCUGGUUUCCAUUUUUUGUGGGGACAUCCUAUAGGUGUAAUUGUUUUUCUACUGUACAAACCGUAUUUUCUAUUGCCCUACACCAACCCUACCCCUUACAGGAACCUUUGUGCUAUUUCAGAUUUUCAAUACACUCCAUUAUGUGUGAUUCAUAAGCUUGUUUUGUCAUGGGGACCAAAAAAAUGUCCCCACAAGGUCAACAUUUACUGGUAUUGCUAUACCAUAACGUGAUAAAUACCAGGUACACACACACACACACACACAUAUAUAUAUAUAUAUAUAUAUAUAUAUAUAUAGCCAAAAGUAUUUGACUACUUUAGUAAUUUCCAUGAGUACAAAUGUGACCCUGGAACACAAAACCAAUCAUAAGGGUCAAUUGUGAAACUGAGAUUUAUACACCAUCUGAAAGCUGAAUAAAUAAGCUUUUUAUUGAUGUAUGGGUUGUUAUGAUAGAAAAAUAUUUGGCAGAGAUACAACUAUUAGAAAAUCUGGAAUCUGAGGGUGCAAAAAAUCUAAAUAUUGAGAAAAUCGCCUUUAAAGUUGUCCAAAUGAAGUUAUUAGCAAUGCAUAUUACUAAUCAAAAAUAAAGUUUUGAUAUAUUUACGGUAAGAAAUUUACAAAAUAUCUUCAUGGAACAUGAUCUUUACUUUAAUAUACUAAUGAUUUUUGGCAUAAAAGAAGUACCGAUAAUUUUGACCCAUAUAAUGUAUUGUUGGCUAUUGCUACAAAUAUAUCUGUGCUACUUAUGACUGGAUUUGUGGUCCAGGGUCACAAAUCUUAAUGUUUAAGCAUUAACAUAAACUACAUUUUUUGUGUGUAUGGACAAGAUUUUGGCUCAAGGUCUGCAUUUAAAGUCACAUCAGAGGUUUCUGCAGACCAGUCAAGUUCUUCCACACUGACUGAAUCAAUCAUUUCUUUUUGAACCUUGCCUUAUACACAGAGACAUUGUCAUGUUAGAAUAGAAAAGGGUCCUGUCCAAACUGUUGUUAUAAAAUUAGAAGCACACAAUUCCCUAGAAAACAUUAAGAUUUAUACUCACGGAAAUUACUAAAGUCAAACCUGUUCAUUAGAAGGGUGUGCUUGUGUAUAUAUAGCACACACACACACACACACACACACACAGCGGUGGCCAAAAGUAUUAUAUCACAUUUGCUCAAUGGGGUUGAGGUCCAAACUAAGCCAGUCCAUCAUUUUCAAUGUUCAGAUUUCUUCCGUCGCAGGUAGUUCUGGCAAUAGUUUUAUGGGAAAUAUAAUGUCCAAUUCAACAAAAACAACUUAAACCUCUUAAAUAUGUUAAGUGUUUUAAUAAUUUUGACCACCACUGUAUAUAAUUGUAAUAUAUUACAUUUAUUAUAUACACACACAGCUAAUAUUUAAUUUGUAAUUGUAAUUUAAAUGUAAUGUUAGUUUUUAAAAUAUUUGUAUAUUUGAUAUUUUUAUAUAUGCUGCUUAUUAAUUAAUUGUAAUAAUUCAUAAUUAUUAUACUAAAAUAUAUUUUAGUGUAAUAUUUAACAUUUUAAUCAUUUUUUAAAUAUAAAUUUAAU
Molecule: messenger RNA, 3070 nt
Organism: Onychostoma macrolepis
Lineage: Eukaryota; Metazoa; Chordata; Actinopteri; Cypriniformes; Cyprinidae
Gene: kcnj11
Product: potassium inwardly rectifying channel subfamily J member 11
Exons: 1
Coding region: 299-1417 (372 amino acids)
Biological process (GO): potassium ion import across plasma membrane; regulation of monoatomic ion transmembrane transport
Cellular component (GO): plasma membrane
Molecular function (GO): ATP-activated inward rectifier potassium channel activity
Source: RefSeq, a predicted model, not a curated record